AUGCAAUUGCUGAAAACCCUGUUCCUCUCAGUCAUCUCAGUAUGGGCCGUGUCUCGCCCAGCUCUCACAGCAUCAGUAUCUAGCAAUCUCCAACACGUUCUCGAUGAUGAUACAACCUGUCUGUCACCCAAUAUAGUCACUGGUGUCUACGAUAACCCGCCAAAAAUUAUUGUUCACAACGCUUGCAAAGGGGAUAUUUGGACGUGGACUCAUUACGACGCACAAAGACACAUGUACAAGGAAUCCGACGAUGUCUUCAAAUGUUUAUCCAACGGAAAUUCUGCGACGGAGGUGAAAUGGGUGGCAGAAAGAGAGUGGAUACUAGCCAUUUAUGGUAACGCGGCGAUUAUUGUGAACUAUAGCGACAAACAGCUUGUAUUCGCCGUCUGCUUGAACGACAACUCGCAUAGCCUCGAGCUGGUACCGGAUGACAAACUUGCCCUUGCCACUACAUCCCAUACCCUUCAAGGAAGUAUCAAGAUCUUUGAUUGUGCACAAAACAACUCUUUGCCAAUACAAGAGCUUCACCUGCUACCGGCCUGCCACGCGCUUGUCUGGGAUGAGCACGACCAGACCCUGUGGGCGGUAGGAAAUGACAAACCGCCAAGUGGCAAUUAUGGAAAGUCAUACGGCAUUUUGAAUGGUUAUCAAUAUGACAAGCGAAAAGGUCAAUUCCGACAGGCUGUGCUUGAUACGCAUCGGGUUACUGAAGCUGCCCUUCUCCUAGAAGAGUGGACCGACGCUGACUAUGCCGGCUGGUGGGAUGGGCCUCACGAUGUUAUCCCAAUUCCCAACGAGCGCAAGCUCCUAAUCACCACAGACCGAGACAUCCAUAUUUUUGACAUUACCAAUGGGUCCUUCGAGCACGGAGAUGCAGUGAUGCAAAAGUACCUGCCUGGCUUUCAGCCCGUCGACCAUCGCACUGGAAGAAAUGGCGUUCUGCUCCCUCGUUCGGACUUGAAAGCAGUGAGCAUCAAUUCGAACAGGGAUGUGAUCUACGUCCAAUCGGAUUGGAGAUCUUGGAGUUCCAGUCAUGUCAAUUUGCUUGUCGAUGGCGCCAAGAAACCCGAUAUCAAUUUCAGCGGGAUAAUAUAUCGGUCACGCUGGAUGGACGAGGUGUCCGGGUGGCCAGCUGCUUGA
Messenger RNA from Aspergillus chevalieri, 1140 nucleotides. RefSeq lists its product as uncharacterized. The transcript has a single exon. The coding region runs from base 1 to 1140 and encodes 379 amino acids. The record is from RefSeq and is a predicted model, not a curated record. Lineage: Eukaryota; Fungi; Ascomycota; Eurotiomycetes; Eurotiales; Aspergillaceae.